Messenger RNA from Knipowitschia caucasica, 267 nucleotides. The record is from the annotation of a GenBank genome assembly. NCBI's taxonomy places the organism in Eukaryota, Metazoa, Chordata, Actinopteri, Gobiiformes, Gobiidae.
AUGGGUAUUCAAUUAGACGCUGGCCUGAAAUUCCCCCUCUUCCUCCUCCAUCGCUCUGUGUCGCAGACAUCCCCGGGCUCUUUUCACUUCAGCCAGAUUGUCGAGAGUGCCACGGUCGCGCUGCAUACAGAUAAGCAGCAUCAUCAUGGACCAGAGGAGGCUGUAGCCCAGUUUCUCUUCCCUCGAAACCUGUCAGUCGGCUGGAGACGGCUCAUUCUGUUUCAUGCUCGCGGUAUUAACCUUCAUCAAAAAGGAGUCAGCCUCUAA